GCAUCGCCCUUUAAAAUUCAAUGGUCUCCAUUCGUCGCCACACCCACUGCCAGCUUCUGUCCGCGUGGGCUCUGAAAUGCCGCAAGGAGGCUCUGCGGUUUUUCCAACUAUUUUUAAAAUAAUUUUACAAACAUUUUUUUUAGACUGACCGUCUUUGUCAAUCUCCUUUUUUCGCCAUAGUGUUUGGGAAAAAAAAGGUUCGGUCAAGAUGUUGCAAGCUUGUUCUCCAUCGCACGAGUGGCUCUGCGACUCCGAGCCGCUGCUGUUUGACGACGAGUUUUGCUCGAGUCUCAUGAAGGACUUGCAGUCCAUCCCCACGCCGCCCCAGUCCCCUCCGAUGAAACCCGGGCUCGCGAAGAAUUUGUCCACGGUGGACCAGUUGGAGUUGGUAUCUGAACUUUUAAUGGAGGAUAGCGACUUUCUCCAACUGGACUGGAACUUUACCGGCACCGCGGACGACCCUCUCUCGGAGGACUUACUGUGGCGCAUCGACGGAGGCAAACACAUCGAGGAUAAACUCUCAGCGGUGCUCUCCACGAGUCCCUUGCUCUCCGAUAUUGACACUGAGAUUUUUGCCGAAAUCGCCGGCUCUACGCUGGAUUGCCACAAUGUGGCGCUCGCUUGUCAGGCUCUGGAGAUCGAGGACUUACCGCUGGAUAGCCAGGAGCUGAUCGAGUCCACGUCUGAUUACGGUUCACUGUCCACCGGAGGAGAAUCGUCUACAAGCGAUUCUGAGGAGGAGAUUGACGUUGUGACCGUCCGGAGGUCGAGCACACUGACACGUUCUCAACACCAGCAGCAGUUGGAGGACAGUCGGCGUGAGCAGCAGCUUGCUAUCAAACGCUGUCACUUUGAAAUUCAGCAACAGCACAACUACGCCGCCCCACGGCCCGCCUCUCCUCCUCCUCCGCCCUCCCCCCCUCCGAAACGCUCCCGAGGGUCCGGAGACUCCCACCGAAGCACGCAGAGUUCGGGACGCUCUCGCAGUCUGGCCUCCCGACAGGCGGUGGACACGGAGGACGAAGAAGAGAGGCGGAGGACACACAACGUGAUGGAGAGGCAAAGGCGCAACGAGUUAAAGAACUGCUUUCUUAAGCUACGGGACAACGUCCCCGAACUGUCCAGUAACGACAAGGCUUCCAAGGUGGUGAUUUUAAAGCGGGCGAAAGAAAGCAUAAGAAAUCUGGAAACGGAGAACCAGAGACUUGCACAGAAGAGAGAUAAACUUAGACAACGACAAGAACAGCUGAAAGCCAGACUGGAAAAGCUCAAGAGACUCUGAGCGUCUGGGACUGAACGUUGCCGGUUCGGCCACUAGAUAGUCGU
Molecule: messenger RNA, 1326 nt
Organism: Rhinichthys klamathensis goyatoka
Lineage: Eukaryota; Metazoa; Chordata; Actinopteri; Cypriniformes; Leuciscidae
Gene: mych
Product: myelocytomatosis oncogene homolog
Exons: 3
Coding region: 209-1282 (357 amino acids)
Biological process (GO): positive regulation of cell population proliferation; regulation of transcription by RNA polymerase II
Molecular function (GO): protein dimerization activity; RNA polymerase II cis-regulatory region sequence-specific DNA binding; DNA-binding transcription factor activity, RNA polymerase II-specific
Source: RefSeq, a predicted model, not a curated record